AAUAUAAACUAGGGUAUUGGGCUUGGCUCUACAAGCUUGCUGAAAAACCAUUAGUGCAAGGUUCAGACCGGAGAUUUGGUCAUUCCAAGCUCAGUGUCUGUAGGUGCUAGGUUAAGCUAACCUGUUCGUUUAUAAAACCCGACGUGAAGCAAACAUCCUAUAGCGUAGGUUAGUUAACCUAACCCUUACCACAAGACCUACUCGCUCCCGGCCUACAACUCUCCAGUGUCUACUCUCAGAACUUCUAAGAAAAUAAAGAAUGUCUGACGACGAGAGAUACAGCGAAGAAGAGGAGGAGGAAGAAGAAGUAAAGUCCUCAUCUCAGCAGAAGAAGCCUGACACCCAACAAGCAGCACCUCAAGUCUCGGAAGCGGAAAUGGCGAUGGAAGAGAAGAUGCGAAAAAAGAAAGAAGAAGAAGAAGCUAUGUGGAGAGAAUACAUGGAACAACGACGAGUUCAACGACAGAAGGAAGAAGAAGAGUUGAAGAAGCUGAAGGAAAGACAGGCAAAACGAAAAGCCCAAAGAUAUGAACGGGAGAAGAAAAUGAUGGAGAUGAAGAAACGACAAGAGGAACAAAGGGUUCGUGAGAUGUUCCAGUUUACCAACAUAAUGUACGCUCGAGGCGAGAUGGGUAAGACGAAAGAACAGUUAGAGGAGGACAAGAAAAUGUGCUUGCAGUACAGAGUUAAGCCUCUUGAGAUCGAGGGGCUCAAAAUUGAAGAUCUUAGACAAAAGGCUCAGGAACUGUGGGCCAGAAUCUCCUCCUUGGAAUCUGAAAAAUAUGAUCUGGAAGAACGUCAGAAACGUCAAGAGUAUGAUUUAAAGGAGUUGUCUGAGCGUCAGAGACAGAUCAAUCGAAACAAGGCCUUGAAGAAGGGAUUGGAUCCUGAGGCUUUGCAAGGAAAACAUCCGCCUAAGAUCCAGGUAGCAAGCAAGUACGAACGACGUAUUGACAGACGAACCUACGGCGACAAAAGAGAAUUGUUUGAUGGUGGUUUGGAAAGCGCCUAUGAAGCUGAACUUGAGAAAAUGUGGGAAGACAAGAUGACUCAAUUUAAGGAAAAACGUCCAUCGAAACUUGUGAAAUGGGAUCCUUCUGCUCCCAAGAAUAAGGAGGUAGGUGUUUCUCGUCACGAGGAGGAAGAAGAAGAAGAUAUGGAACUACAUAUGCCUUCCAUGCCUGAGCAAACGCCUGCUCAAGAAGAAGAGGAAGAAGAGGAGGAGGAAGAAGAAGAAGACGAGGAGGAGGAGGAAGAAGAAGAGGAAUAGUGUGUGGUGUCUGACGCUGAAAUGAUUAUGGUUUUGUAGUCGUUCCGGUUAUACUAAUGACAAAAUACGAAGAACCAAAGGAAAAUGUUGGUCUUGUGACAGCUCAUAAUACUUCUCUCUCUCUUUUAAGUUCCGACUGUAGUAGAAAUCUGAAUCUCCUGAUGUGUGUGUGUGUGUUAUUCAUUCAUUUUUGUUUUUGUUUUGCGCAAUCUCUAAUUUGUAAAAAAAAAUAUUUCUUUUUUUCCGAUUGUAAAUGAUUUAAAAAAAUCGUAUAAUGAUGGUUGAAUAUUUGGUGCUAUAAGUCCUGUGAUAACAAUUUUACGAGUCCCUACCUGGAGCAAGUUGAGUCUGUUCCUUUUCAUUGACAUCUUCAGAAUGUUAAGAUCUCAGAUUUUUCUCAUCUUAUUCAGAAAAGAUGUAGAAAGAGUCUUCCGGUGUUAUGAUUUUAUCGUUACACUUCUAUAACAAUAAUAAUCAUUUAGCCGAAAAGGCUGCAAUUUAAAUAAAAUUCGGGAAUGUUGUACGUCAUACUGCUCAAAACAUGUAAAACUUUACUGUUGUUUUCAGAGAAAUUUAUAGUAUCAAAAUAAAUCACAACUCAUGGUCUUUUGUAAUUCAUUGGCUUUAACUUGUUGCACUUUCUGGAAAUUUACCAAAGUUUUU
This is a messenger RNA of Limulus polyphemus (Atlantic horseshoe crab), 1933 nucleotides long. RefSeq names its product troponin T, skeletal muscle-like. The record is from RefSeq and is a predicted model, not a curated record. The coding region runs from base 260 to 1270 and encodes 336 amino acids. Gene Ontology annotation, biological process: sarcomere organization; regulation of muscle contraction; muscle contraction. NCBI's taxonomy places the organism in Eukaryota, Metazoa, Arthropoda, Merostomata, Xiphosura, Limulidae. Gene Ontology annotation, molecular function: tropomyosin binding. Gene Ontology annotation, cellular component: troponin complex. The transcript has 13 exons.